ACAAGCUUCUGCCGGUCUGCUAAAAGUUGCCCCGAGCUCGCCGCUCGAUAAUCACCCCGCUUAUGCUACACGCGGGCACAUUCCGCUCGAGAAACAGGUCCACGCGUCACGGUCGUGCUAUUGUAGGUUCCUGCACAGGAGCUGCGCGCCGAAGCUCCUGGCCUACCAUGCAGUGUGUCUCUGUGGCAGUUUAAAGGGCAUGCGAACUGCGUCCGUUUCCCUCACCCCUCCUCCCCCGCUGUUUCAGCAUGGUUCUCAGCCGGUCUUCGUCUGCUGCCUUUUGGCUUGGCUUGUCGGGUCUCGUGGGCGACCUUACCUUGGUCCAUGCCGCGUUCUCGAACAGUGCUUCAGACAACCUCGCUGUUUACUGGGGUCAGGACUCGUACGGGGCUGCAGGUGGUAGCAGCUCUGGCUACCAGCAGCCCAUCUCGUACUACUGCCAGGAUGACUCGAUCGACGUCAUUCCUAUGGCGUUUAUGAACGUCUUCUUCGGCGAAGGAGGUGAACCCUCCCUCGAUCUGGCGAACACUUGCAGCACCGCUAACGACCCGGUGUUCAAUGGUACUCAGCUGCCAGAGUGUACCUUCUUGGCGUCAGACAUCGAGACGUGCCAGAAUGCGGGCAAAAUCGUCACUAUGAGUCUCGGUGGUGCAACUGGUUCUGCUGGUUUCAGCAACACGAGCCAGGCGCAAGAAUUCGCUCAGACAAUCUGGAACCUCCUUCUCGGAGGGUCGAGCAGCAUCCGCCCUUUCGGUAAUGCAGUCCUUGACGGAAUUGAUCUCGAUAUCGAGGGUGGUUCCUCUGAAUAUUUCACUGACUUCGUCUCGGCCCUCCGCUCUUUAAUGAAUUCUGGCUCGAAGACAUACUACCUCACCGCUGCACCACAGUGCCCAUUCCCAGAUGCAUAUAUCGGCAGCGUUAUCAACGCAGAGUCCUUCGAUGCAAUCUAUGUACAGUUCUAUAACAACUACUGCGGGUUGACCAACUACGACAACUCCAACGACUGGAACUUUGGCACCUGGGAUAACUGGGCCAAGAACACCUCUCCGAACCCAAAUGUCAAGGUGUACAUCGGGGCACCGGCCUCGUCCACGGCAGCUGGUUCUGGCUACGUUGACGCUGCGACCCUGGGAGCCAUCGCCCAGGCUACGCGCCAACAGUACUCUUCUUUUGGUGGUGUCAUGCUCUGGGACGCCUCGCAGGCAUAUGCGAACAACCGCUAUGAUGCUGCGAUCAAGGGCUACCUGACUGGCAGUUCUGUCACAACUGUAACUCCCAGCAGCACGGCCUCGACGACCGCGGCUCCCACGACAUCCUCGGCGACCACCACUUCUGCUUCCACCACUUCUGCUUCCACUACCACGACUGCGAGCGCUGGAGACUGCGCGGGAGUCGCGACGUGGGUCGCCAAUGUCGCAUACACGGGAGGCGACCAAGUCGUAUACAACGGCCAGCUCUGGACGGCGAACUGGUGGAGCUACGGCGAUACCCCUGGUGGAGACUCUGGCGACUGGGCUGCUGACGGCACCUGCUCGACCACGAACGGCAAGGUCCAGUACCAGAGCAAGGAGGCCCCUCUGACCGCCACCCCGAAGGCGGGCACGGUGCCCAACCCCUCCUUAUCCGCAGCCAUCGCGGCCAAAACGGCCGCGGUCGCUCGGAGUAAUUCCCGCUUCUUCAAGUUCUGAGCCGCGAGCUUCCCCGGAUCGGGCUCUGCGUCGUCCAUUCACUACAUACUUGCAUCGCACACGACGCACUCACGGUAUCUAUUCUGACCCGUCUAUCUCUGUCCUUCCUCCUGCAUUCGCGCCUUUUGGGGUUUGACACCCCCUUCCGGCUCUCUCUCUCGCAUGUCUGCUUUGUUGCAUAUCCCGAGGCUUGUAUUGGCUGUAUCCAUUACGCAGUGUGA
Messenger RNA from Rhodofomes roseus, 1909 nucleotides. RefSeq names its product glycoside hydrolase superfamily. Gene Ontology annotation, molecular function: chitinase activity; carbohydrate binding. Gene Ontology annotation, cellular component: extracellular region. Gene Ontology annotation, biological process: carbohydrate metabolic process. The record is from RefSeq and is a predicted model, not a curated record. Bases 249 to 1688 code for a protein of 479 amino acids. Lineage: Eukaryota; Fungi; Basidiomycota; Agaricomycetes; Polyporales; Fomitopsidaceae. The transcript has 14 exons.